Molecule: messenger RNA, 1099 nt
Organism: Anopheles darlingi
Lineage: Eukaryota; Metazoa; Arthropoda; Insecta; Diptera; Culicidae
Product: juvenile hormone esterase-like
Exons: 1
Coding region: 1-792 (263 amino acids)
Source: RefSeq, a predicted model, not a curated record
AUGAAAAGUUUAACCAGUAAGCUAUUUGAGGCAUACAUUGGUAUCCCAUUCGCGAAGCCACCGAUCGGAAAGCUCCGGUUUGCGGACCCCGUACCAAAUGAGCCGUGGAAGAAUGAACUGGACGCGACUGGCCGAUUGCCGAAGCCACCGUGCAUGCAGCAGAAUCUGUUUAUUCCUGAACGUGGCAUCGAGGGAAGUGAAGACUGUCUCUAUCUGAACGUGUAUCGUCCGCGACCAAUCGUUAAUGGGACCUCGGAACCACUAUCAACAUUGGUGUACAUACAUGGUGGAGGGUUUUUGGCAGGCUACAUCUCACCGUUGAUCGUAGGACCGGAGAAACUGAUCGAUCAGGGCAUUAUAGUCGUCGUGAUCCCAUACCGAUUGGGUCCAUUUGGAUUUCUAUCAACUGGAGAUGCUGCUGCCAGUGGAAACUUUGGAUUAAAAGACCAGCGAUUGGCGCUCCGAUGGGUCAACAAGCAUAUCCGCGAGUUCGGAGGGGAUCCACAAAGUGUGACCAUCAUGGGCCACAGCGCCGGAGGAGCAAGUGUGCAGCUGCACUUGAUGCAUAUUGGCAACGAAGGACUCUUCCAGCGAGCGAUUAGCCUCAGUGGUAGCGCAUUAGCUCCGUUUAGUACACCAUUAGACGACCCACUGAAGUUGGCUUACCAGCAGGCAGCACUGGUGGGCAUCACCGAACCAUCCAGCAUGUCAACAACAGAUCUGGUUGAGAAACUUCGGUUAGUUGAUGCAGAUUUAUUCGUUAGCAGCUUGGCGGCUUUUUCGGUAGGUUAAAACUUCCAUUCAUCCUAAACCCAGUGUUUCUUUGACAUUACCUAUUCCUUAUAGAAUGGUUCUCGCUAUCCAACAAUUGUUUAUGGGCCAGUAGUGGAGUCCUCGGCCGUUAACGAUGCCUUUCUAACGGACACUCCGCUGAAGCUUUGGACACAAGGAUCAUACCUGUCGGUACCUUGGUUGACAGGCAUUGUACCAAACGAUGGAUUCAUUUUCAGUGCACCAAUCCUCAAAAACACUGAUUGUUCGCCGGAAAUAAUCCCCCAACAGCAACAGCUGCUUUUGCAAGUGCUGAAAGGAGCUAAGA